GAAUCACAACACUUGACUCAUCUGUGUGUCACUGCUCUAGUCUCCUACGACGACAAGAAUCACAUGCAGACGCGGGCAAUCUGAUCAUAAAGGAACCUAUUCCGGCUGAACUGGAGACAUGACCAAGGAGACUGAGACUCUCGGACUGGUCUUUCAGAGCGAGAACUUCAACUAUAACCGUUACAAUAACUACAUCAUGGAUUCCUCGUGGUCAUAUCUGGAGGGCGCCGUCCCCGAGCCCAACCAAUCCAAAAGUCUACUGGUCCCAGAAGACAACCUGACAGCCAUCACUAUGCUUUAUGAACACUGCAAGACCCAGAAAGAGCUGAAGACUCCAAUCAACCGUGCCAGCGGCAUCUGCAAAGCAAUAGAGAGGACUCCAACCAACAACAAUCUUGUUUCGUUAGACACGUCGGCUAACGUUAUAAAGAUUCUGUCUGACAGCAUUCCCUCCAGCCAUCCCCAGGAUGUUAUGGGAACCUCCGUCUGCACUACGAACAAACACAGUACCUCCCUGCCCGCUUCUGUCGCCGCCACGUCAGACACCUACACCACACUGACCAGCGUUGUGGCGGACACUUAUGACAAACAGGACCUUAAUAACAUCUUUGACACACUUCUGCAGAAGUGGCCCGAUACAGAAACGUUCCCUGACCCGAAUACUGAGACUCUCCCAUACAGCGAUCAUUUCCUUGAGGACCAGUCCAGCCCUGUCUAUUCUGGCUCUUACAGUGGUUCUCCACCUGAAAGAUACAAGGGUGACUUCCAGUUUUCUCUUGGCGCUCCUUCAGCUUCAUCGUACAAGUCCAGUGAGCUGCCCAUGGUCUACCUGAACAAGGGGCAGUUUUACCCCAUCACCCUGCAUGGAGUAGACAGCACUGCCUGCGUCACUGCCAACAAAGUCAAGACCGUCAUCAUGGCUGUGUUUGAAAAUGACAAGACUCCAGAAAUGCAGCUGCGCUUUUGGAAUCACUGGCACGCUCGCCAGCCCACCGUCAAACAGAGGGUCAUUGACAUCGCAGACUACAAGGAAGUAUUCAGUGGCAUUAACAACAUCGAGGAGGUGGCGUUCAAUGCCUUCUCUUUUGUUUGGAACCCCAAUGAAGAGGCCAAGGUUUACAUCGGCAUCAACUCCCUAAGCACCGACUUCUCCGCUCAGAAGGGAGUGAAGGGUCUGCCUCUGAAUCUGCAGAUCGAUACGUAUGAUUUCAGCUCGGGAACCAACCAGCUCAUCCAUAGAGCCGCCUGCCAGAUCAAGAUUUUCUGCGAUAAGGGUGCAGAGAGGAAGAUGCGAGAUGAGGAGAGGAAGAGGACCAAAAGGAGGGGAAAGAGCACUAGUGAUGUUAACACCAACAAAUCUUUGGUGAGUAGCUCCAUGGGCAGCGACUGCACUUUCUUUCAGACCCUGGAUGACCACAUCACCCAGCCGGUUCUGUUCAUUCCUGAGACACAUCUCUCCAGCUUGCAGCGCUGUGGCCUGGCCAGUACAUUGGAUGGGAUCGACAGGAGCUCAAUGAAGAGGUUAUAUUCAGAAAGUGCAGAACAAAGCGGCUCUCCAUCCAGCAAGCAGGCCCGCAGGGAGGACUCACAGAGAGUGCUGCUGUACGUGCGGUCAGGUGCCCAAGAAGUCUUUGAUGCACUCAUGCUCAACACGCCAACGCUGAUGGGCUUACGAGAAGCUAUUUCAGAAAAGUAUGGUGUGCAAAAAGACACCAUUGGGAAAAUCUACAAAAAAUGCAAGAGAGGGAUUUUUGUCAACAUGGAUGACAACAUUAUAGAACACUACAGUAACCAGUUGGCCUUCCUCAUUGAGAUGUCAGAGGUGGUUGCUGGUCAGUUCCAAGUCACUCUUGUUGAGCUAUGAGAAGAAGCAUCACAACAGAAGCCUACUCCACUGAAGGAUGAAACAUAUCACAGCUGCCAUUGUAAAUCAAAAGCACUGCCAAAUCAAAGACAAUUUAAGACCAGAUAAAAGUGGAAAACUACAAGAAAUGGACUGAAAUGACCUUUCUGGGUUUUUUCUCCAGUUUCAGCAAAAAAUUUCAAACCGUUUUUACAAGAAUCCACUUUUGUAAAUAUCACUUGCUCCAUUUUAUUGCUUUUUUUCAGAUUGGCUACAUGAAAGCAAUUAUGAAGUGUUUGUAUAUAAUGUAAAUAGCUUUUAAUAUGAUUGUUUUUAUGAACUAACAGAGUGCUUUCAGAAUUCAGUUUUCCAUACAUUAUGUAUUUCAAUUAUUAUUUUUUUUUAUGAGUGAGAGCCAAUGGGGCCUUUUCUCAGACACGGGUUUUCUACUAUUUGAUACGACAAACGCAUGCUCCUGCUGGUUCCUGUUACUUUCACAUCUAAAAUGACCCAACAGCGGGUUACGUUCAGAUCCCAAAGUCGCACAUUUCCCUCCAUAAUAUCACACAGACUUAGUAUUGGCCGUCACUUAGCCCAAAAACUGUGGACAUUUCCUGAUUGCGUGGUGAAACCACAGUGUUUUCCCAUCGUGUUCGAACCACCAAGAAACACCCCCUCCUCCCCCAAACCCUGAAGCUUUUCACUAAAUUUUCAUUGUAUGUGUGUGCGUGUUUGUGUACAAGCGGAUGAUGGAUAUGUCUUUGUAUGUUACGCAUCAUUUCAAAGCAAACAUUUAUCACUUAAAUAUUUCAUUGUUGUGCCACGACACUUCUGGUUGUUAGAUGUCUUGCUCCUUUUGUACAAAAAUAAAGAAAAUUCAUGUCA
Thalassophryne amazonica is the source of this 2728-nucleotide messenger RNA. It is a transcript of the gene grhl3, whose product is annotated as grainyhead-like transcription factor 3. The transcript is spliced from 15 exons. The coding region runs from base 119 to 1864 and encodes 581 amino acids. Lineage: Eukaryota; Metazoa; Chordata; Actinopteri; Batrachoidiformes; Batrachoididae. Gene Ontology annotation, biological process: regulation of transcription by RNA polymerase II. The record is from RefSeq and is a predicted model, not a curated record. Gene Ontology annotation, cellular component: nucleus. Gene Ontology annotation, molecular function: RNA polymerase II cis-regulatory region sequence-specific DNA binding; DNA-binding transcription activator activity, RNA polymerase II-specific.